GGAGGAGGGGGAAGUGCACGGGCGCAGAGCGGGUGGCGGCAGGGGGACUGUACCUGGUUGCACUACUGGGCCAAUGAAGCCUUCCAUGGUGGAGUCCGACGCCGUGGCGUGAACCUGCCCCUUAACAGCGAAUACCUACCGCGCUUUGCAUCUUGAAGGAAGUCUUUAAAAAGUCCUAAUCAUAAGGAGCUCUUUAAAUGUCUAGUAAUACGCUUAGAGUUUAGAGACUGAAUUUGGAAUUUCAUAUCAAGCAAUUCCUCCGGACUUUAUUGCUGAGCCUGUGCACGUGUGUGUAAGGGGAGCGAUUCAGGCAUCUAGAGGCAGACUUGUGUCGGUCCAGAUUCCUGAGUCCGUGCACUCAGUCCGGAGCCCUGAACUGUGAACAGGCUGUUAAAACUUUUUAAUAGAAUUGAUUGGACUACCUGAACCACUAGUAUUUGGAGAGGAACUCCAGAUAUUUCAUUUUUACAGAAACUAAAUGUAUGAGAAAUUUACAGAAUGGAGAACGAAAAGUGAAUUUAUUGACUUUUUAAACCAGGAAAAUCUCGUUUUCGAGCCACAUAAGAGGGGACUGAUGAAAACACCUCUCAAAGACUCCACUACAAACAUAGUGUUGGCGGAGAUCCCCCCGGAAUUGGGCCCUUUAACCACGCCCACCAAACCCAAGGAAGUCUCCCAGGGUGAGCCGUGGACGCCGACAGCCAACCUGAAAAUGCUCAUCAGUGCUGUAAGCCCCGAGAUCCGCAGCAGAGAUCAGAAGAGGGGGUUGUUUGACAACAGAAGUGAAUUACCAGAGGCCAAAGACGGUUUACACGAACACUUAUUCGGAGAUGAAUAUGAGAAAUCCCAACCCAGCCGAAAAGAAAAAAGUUUAGGAUUGUUGUGUCAUAAGUUCCUAGCACGAUAUCCUAAGUAUCCCAACCCCGCCGUGAAUAAUGACAUCUGUCUCGACGAAGUAGCAGAAGAACUCAAUGUUGAGCGUCGACGAAUUUACGACAUUGUGAACGUCCUGGAGAGUUUACACAUGGUGAGCCGCCUUGCCAAAAACAGGUAUACCUGGCACGGCCGGCACAACCUCAACAAAACCCUUGGGACUCUGAAGACCGUUGGGGAGGAGAAUAAGUAUGCUGAGCAGAUUAUGAUGAUCAAAAAGAAGGAGUACGAGCAAGAGUUUGACUUUAUUAAGAGUUACAGUAUAGAGGAUCACAUCAUCAAAUCAAACGCUGGCCACAAUGGACACCCAGACGUAUGUUUUGUCGAACUCCCUGGAGUAGAAUUUCGAGCAGCUUCUGUAAACAGCCGCAAAGACAAGUCUUUAAGAGUGAUGAGCCAGAAAUUUGUGAUGCUGUUUUUGGUGUCAACGCCUCAGAUAGUAAGCCUAGAAAUUGCUGCCAAGAUUUUAAUUGGGGAGGACCAUGUGGAAGACUUGGAUAAAAGCAAGUUUAAAACAAAAAUUAGGAGGUUGUAUGACAUAGCUAAUGUCCUGAGUAGUCUGGAACUUAUCAAGAAAGUUCAUGUUACAGAGGAAAGAGGCAGAAAACCAGCUUUCAAAUGGACAGGCCCAGAAAUCAGUCCAAAUACCAGUGGCCCCAGCCCAGUCAUUCCUUUCCUCCCCUCUGAUUUGGAGCUGAGACGGUCUUCAAAAGAGAACUGUGCCAAAAACCUCUUUUCCCCACGUGGGAAACCAAACUUUACUCGACACCCAUCUCUUAUCAAGUUGGUGAAGAGUAUAGAAAGUGAUCGGAGAAAGAUAAAUUCUGCUCCCAGUAGCCCUAUCAAGACAAACAAAGCUGAGAGUUCUCAGAAUUCAGCAUCCUUCCCCAGUAAAAUGGCCCAGCUCGCUGCGAUCUGCAAAAUGCAGUUAGAAGAGCAGUCCAGUGGGCCCAGAAAGAAAGUGAAAGUACAGCUGGCAAGAUCUGGGCACGGCAAUCCGGCGGCCCCUCUGGAGACCCCAGCGAACGCUGAGCUGGAGCUGACAGCACCGUCCCUCAUCCAGCCCCUGGGGGUGGUCCCCCUGAUCCCCAGCCCACUGUCAUCUGCGGUGCCCGUGAUCCUACCUCCAGCCCCUUCUGGCCCAUCCUACGCCAUCUACUUGCAGCCCACCCAAGCCCAAGCCAUGACGCCGCCCCAAGGCCUGAGCCCAACCAUCUGCCCCACCCACUCUUGUAAAGCUACUGGAUCAACAGACACCACAGAUGCCACCACCGAGAAGGCACCCAAUGGUGUCACCAAAGCCAGUGCCUCCGCCAAGCCUGGAAGCUUGCUGCCAGGACCUGAGAGACAAGGUGCCAAGAACCGUAACAGGGAACCGGCUGCAGAAAGAGGUUUGAAGAGGACAGGCUUGCUUGAGGACAAUGGUUCCAAGAGGAAGUUUAAAGAGGACCUGAAAGGACUUGAAAACGUCUCCGCAACCUUAUUCCCAUCAGGAUACCUGAUCCCUCUCACUCAGUGCUCCCUGGGAGCAGAGUCCAUGUUGUCUAGUAAAGAAAACUCAGGUACACUUUCCCCAAACCACAGGAUCUACAGCUCACCAAUCGCAGGUGUUAUUCCAGUGACAUCAUCCGAACUCACUGCUGUUAAUUUUCCCUCUUUUCAUGUAACACCUUUGAAGCUAAUGGUCUCACCAACUUCCGUGGCAGCUGUACCUGUCGGGAACAGCCCGGCUCUCACUUCGAGCCAUCCGGUUCCCGUCCAGAACCCAAGCUCAGCCAUUGUGAACUUCACCCUGCAGCACCUGGGGCUCAUCUCCCCCAGUGUGCAGGUGUCUGCCAGCCCCGGGCCUGGAACAAUUCCCGUGUCUCCAAAAAUAGAGGCUGUUAGUGUCAUACCCGAAAACGUAGGCGCUCAGCAAGGAAGGGCCACCAGCUAUGGCUCGCCGGUCCUGGGCCAGAACAAACUGAAUGGACAAUCAGCAGCUGUGACGGCAGCACAACAGCCGGUUCCCGUGACACCCAAAGGAUCGCAGUUGGUGGCCGAAAGUUUUUUCCGUACUCCAGGAGGCCCGACCAAGCCAACCAGCUCCUCCUGCAUGGAUUCUGAUGGUGCUAACAAAACCUCUUUGGGAACUCUCUUUGUCCCACAGCGGAAACUGGAAGUUUCGACAGAGGAUGUCCACUAAUUGAAAGCUGUUGGCUUAGUCUAAUUUUCUGAAGAGAAGAUUAAUUUAAUAGCGAAAAUGUACCCAAACUGAUUUGGAGAACAGAUUUCUUGGAAAAUUCUGUAAAUAUGUUCAGGUUUACUCAAUGUCAAAGGAGAUACUUGUUUUCAUACUUACACACACACACACACACACACACACACACACAUUUGUACAAAGCUAAGUCCAGCCUUCAAUCCUACAAAAUAAAAGUACAAUGUUGAACUAAGGUAUAUUAACUUCUAGGGGGAAAAGAUUCAUUAUUUCAACUGUGCCUAUACUAUUAUGCAAAGUAACUAUUAAAGUUUACUACCCUGUGAGUGAAUAUGUGUGACAUGUCUCACACAGCAUUCUCUUAAACUUUUUGCACAAAGAAAACGCUGUGUGACAUAUCAUGUUGUAUUUUUUUCCAUAGGAAAGCUAUAGCUAUAUUUUUUUGUAAUAUUUUAAUCCAUUGUUGUUGCAGCCUGUCUUUUUGUAAAGUUUGCAACAAUCGUCAAUCAAG
Molecule: messenger RNA, 3641 nt
Organism: Tupaia belangeri chinensis (Chinese tree shrew)
Lineage: Eukaryota; Metazoa; Chordata; Mammalia; Scandentia; Tupaiidae
Gene: E2F8
Product: E2F transcription factor 8
Exons: 13
Coding region: 479-3118 (879 amino acids)
Biological process (GO): regulation of transcription by RNA polymerase II
Cellular component (GO): RNA polymerase II transcription regulator complex
Molecular function (GO): DNA-binding transcription factor activity, RNA polymerase II-specific; RNA polymerase II cis-regulatory region sequence-specific DNA binding
Source: RefSeq, a predicted model, not a curated record